GCUUUCUCUGCCAAGCUUCAUCUUUGCCUGAGAAUCCACGGAGCUCUGCAGGGGCCCCUGAGACACAGCUGCUGCCCCUCCUCUCUGCGCUCUAGUUGUUCCUGCACGUCUGCCGGUUGUGGAGGGGCGCUUGCUUUCCCACCCCUGCACAGGCGGAGAUGCGGCUGUUCCUGCUCUUGCCCCUCCUGCUGGCUUCGGCGUCCGGGUCCUCGGCUCCUGAGGCUCGGCCGCAGAGUGACACCUGGGGCCCCUGGGGUGAGUGGAGCCCCUGCAGCCGGACCUGCGGAGGGGGCAUCAGCUUCCGGGAGCGGCCCUGCUACUCCCAGAGGAAGGAUGGAGUCACCAGCUGCGUGGGCCCCGCCCGGAGCCAUCGCACUUGCCACACUGAGAGCUGCUCCAACGGCGCGCGGGACUUCAGGGCCGAGCAGUGCGCGGAGCUGGACGGUGCCUUGUUCCAUGGCCGGCAGUACAGGUGGCUGCCCUACUAUGGCGCCCCAAACAAGUGUGAGCUGAACUGCAUCCCCGAGGGGGAGAACUUCUACUAUAAGCACCAGGAGGCUGUGCUGGACGGGACGCCCUGUGAGCCCAGUGGACGUGAUGUCUGUGUGGAUGGCCGCUGCCGGGUUGUUGGCUGUGACCACGAGCUGGACUCAUCCAAGGAGGAGGACAAGUGUCUGCAGUGCGGCGGGGACGGCACAGCCUGCUACUCGGUCACAGGCACCUUUGAUGCCAAUGACCUCAGUAGAGGCUACAACCGGAUUUUCAUCAUUCCUGCCGGGGCGACCAGCAUCCACAUUGAGGAGUCUGCGGCCAGCAGGAACUUCCUGGCCGUGAGGAGCGUCCGUGGGGAGUACUACCUCAAUGGGCACUGGGCCAUCUCGGAGCCCAGGGCCCUGCCAGUGGCCAGCACCAUCCUGCACUACGAACGGGGUGCCGACGGCGACUUGGCCCCUGAGCGGCUCCAGGCCCGGGGCCCCACGUCGGAGCCCCUGAUUAUCGAGCUCAUCAGCCAGGAGGCCAACCCCGGUGUGCACUACGAGUACUACCUGCCCCUGCGUGGCCCUGGGUCCAGCCAGGGCUUCAGCUGGAGUCAUACCUCGUGGGGUGACUGCAGCGUGGAGUGUGGUGGAGGCCACCAGUCCCGCCUGGUGUUCUGCACCAGCGACAGCGAGCCCUACCCCUACCACAUGUGCCAGCGCCAGCCUCGGCCAGCUGACCGCCGCCCCUGCAACUCCCACCCUUGCCCGCAGACCAAGCGGACCUCUUACCUGUACCGGCCCGGAGCGUGGCGCCAUGCUGGGGUCCAGCAUGUGUGUGGGAACAGCUGGAAGGUAGGGCUGUGGGCACCCUGCUCUGCCACCUGCGGGGGCGGCUUCCAGUCCCGCUCGGUCUACUGUGUCUCAUCUGAUGGCGCUGGAGGCCAGGAGGCUGCUGAGGAGGCUGAGUGUGCCGGCCUGCCCGGGAAGCCCCCUUCCACACAGGCUUGCAACCUGCAGCGCUGCGCAGCCUGGAGCGCCGGGCCCUGGGAAGAGUGUUCUGUCACCUGCGGUGCUGGCAUCCGAAGGCGGAGUGUGACUUGUCUGGGUGACGAAGGGUCCCUGUUCCCUGCCUCUGCCUGUUCCUUGGAGGACCGACCCCCCCUCAUGGAGACCUGUGUGCAAGCAGCCUGUCCCCUCAGUGACCAGGCCUGGCGUGUCAGCGCCUGGGGUUUAUGCUCCAAGAGCUGCAGCUCAGGCAUUCGGAGGCGACAGGUCAUCUGUGCCAUCGGGCCACCCAACCACUGUAGGAACCUGCAGCAGUCGAAGCCCAGGGAUGUGGAGCUCUGUAACAUGCAGCCCUGCCAUCUUCCUCAGGAGGUCCCAAGUGUGCAGGACUCGCAUGCCCACCCCAGGGGCCCCUGGAUGCCUUUGGGCCCUCGGGAGGCCCUCGCCUCAGGUGAGGAGCAGAGUGGCCUCCCACCCAGGCUGCUAUCUUUCUACUCCAGAGACCAGCGACCCUCGGUCCCAAAUAGACCCAGGGGACUCGGCGGCUCACCACCUUCAGCUCCAGGCCCAACCCCACCUCUGCAGCAGCCCCCAAGGUCUGGCUUGGGGGCCCAAGACUGCAGGCAAGGCCCCUACGGGUGCUGCCCCGAUGGCCGCACAGCCUCACUUGGGCCCCAAGGGCAAGGCUGUCCCAGAACUGAGGUCUGGUGUCAGCAGAGCAGGUAUGGGUGCUGCCCUGACGGGGUGUCUGUGGCCAAGGGACCCCAGCAGGCUGGCUGUGUGAGGUCUUAUGGCAGCAACGAUGCUGGGAGGAGACCGGGCUCCGAGGCAGUGCCUUCUACUGCCUCCGAAGCCCACAGGCCCCAGACCCAGCAGAAUGAACCUGCUGCGUGUCGGGGCUCCCAGUUUGGCUGUUGCUAUGACAACAUGGCCUCUGCGGCUGGCCCCCUUGGAGAAGGGUGCUCAGGCCAGCCCAGCUCCGUCCCACCUGUGUUCGCAGCCUACCCAGUGCGGUGCCUGCUGCCCAGCGCCCUCGGCUCCUGCACAGACUGGGCCCCCCGGUGGUACUUCAUCCCCUCCGUGGGCCUGUGUAACCGGUUCUGGUAUGGAGGCUGCCACGGCAAUGCCAACAACUUUGGCUCAGAACAGGAGUGCAUGAGCAGCUGCCGGGGCACCCAGCAUGGGCUCCACCACCCCGACCCUGGGGCCACUGGCCCGGGCACCCACACAGAUGGCCGUGGCAGUGGUCCCAGAGGCCAGCAGGAGAUCAGCAGGCACAGGCCGGGGGACACAGACCAGAGACUGUUGCCAUCUUCUGGAGGCCCCCGGCAAAGAGAACAGGAGCCUUUGCCAGGGGAGGCCCAGCCGACCCUUGCCUUUGGAGAAUGGCCCAAGGGCCAGGACAUUGGAGCCAGGACCCCAGGACUGGGCAGAGACCCCAGAUGGCCAGUGCCACCUUCUCCCAGCUCCUCUUACAGGAUCAACUUGGCAGGCUCGGAGCCCUCCAUGGUGCAGGCAGCCCUGGGGCAGUUGAUACAGCUCUUCUGCCCCACUGAUGCCUCCCUGGAAUCCCAGGCUGGGUGGCAGAAGGAUGGCCAGCCCAUCUCCUCUGACAGGCACCAGCUGCAGUCUGACGGCUCCCUGGUCAUCAGCCCCCUGCGGGCAGAGGAUGCUGGCAUCUAUACCUGUGGCGGCAACAGGCCUGGCCAUGCUUCCCGGAAGAUCCAGCUUCACGUCACAGGGGCUGACAUAGCAGUGCCAUCUGAGACUGAGCCAAGGCACUUCUCUGGGACCAGGGACCCAGCCCGAGGCCAAGGUCCUCGGGACUCCGUCCUAGGGGGACGUGCGGUAGUCCCCUCUCCACAGCCACGACCUGCAACCAGGCUGCGUCUGGAUGGGACCCAGCCUGGGGUGGUGGAUGCCAGUCCAGGCCAGCGGGUCCGCCUGAGCUGCCGCUCUGAAGGCUUCCCACCCCCAGUCAUCGAGUGGCAGAGGGAUGGGCAGCCCGUCGCCUCCCCCAGACACCAGAUGCAGCCAGAUGGCUCUUUGGUCAUCAGCCAAGUGGCUGUAGAAGAUGGUGGCUUCUAUGCCUGUGUUGCUUUCAAUGGGCAGGACCGAGACCAGCGCUGGGUCCAGCUCAGAGUUCUGGGAGAGCUGACAAUCACAGGGUUGCCGCCUAGUGUGACAGUGUCAGAGGGUGACACAGCCAGGCUGCCUUGUGUGGUGGGAGAUGAAAGUGUGAACAUCAGAUGGUCCAGGAAUGGGGUGCCAGUGCAGGCUGACGGCCGCCGAGUGCACCAGUCCCCAGACGGUACGCUGCUGAUCCACAACCUGCGGGCCCGGGACGAAGGAUCCUACACCUGCAGCGCCUACCGUGGGAGCCAGGCAGUCAGCCGCAGCACCGAGGUGAAGGUGGCUGCCCCAGCAGCGACCGCCCCGUCCAGGGAAGCCGGCAGGGAUUGCAUUGAUCAGCCCGAGUUGGCCAACUGUGACUUGAUCCUGCAGGCCCAGCUCUGCAACAAUGAGUAUUACUCCAGCUUCUGCUGUGCCAGCUGCACCCGCUUCCAGCUGCACGCUCAGCCUGCCCAGCAGCAGGGAUAAAGGCUGGUUCUUGCCCCAGUUCUGAAGAAUUGAGAAAGAAGACUCUUCCCUGGCCAGCAAAGAAAUCGUCCAAAGACAAUGCCCUUGAGAAAGCCACCCCGUGUCUCACCUCAGCAGCCACCAGGACCAGCCCCCCUUUGAAGUCCUCAGCAGAGUCCGCAUCUCUGACAAAACCCCAGCUGCUGCUGAGUUGCCCAGAAUAGCGCAGCCUUUCCUCUGCAACGUCCCUUUACAAUUUGUGAUGAGUUGAGGAUCCCUUAUCUGAAAUGUGUGGGACUAGAAGUGUUUCAGAUUUUGGAAUAUUUGCAGACUAGGGCUGAGUAUCCCUAAUCCCCAAAAUCAAAAAUCCUGAAACACUUCUGUGUCAUGUGGGUGUGCACAAAUUUUUGGACUUUGGAGUAUUUUGGGUUUCAGGUUAUGUACAAAAAGGAUCAGUUUGGGCCGGGGAUUUAGUUCAGUGGUUUCACCGCCUGCUGUGCAAGUGCAAGGACCCGAGUUUGAUCCCCGGUACCAAAAAACAAAACCAAACCAAAAAAAGGAUCAGUUUUUUUUUUUUUCUUGAGACAGUUUCUCACUAUGUAGUUCAGGCUGGCCUUAAAGUCACUAUGUAGCCUAGGCUGGCCUCUAACAGCAAUCCUCCUGCCUCAGCCUCCUGAGUGCUGGGAUUAUAGGUAUGCACCACGACAUCCAGCUAGUUCACUGAAUUUUAAAACAAGCUGUCAGGGCUCAUCUCAUUUAUAGGUGAGUGGAGAGGUCUUAUACAGGGAAUGGCAACUCCUAUUGUGUCAGCGAAGUAUUCUGUGCUAGAACCAAGUUUCUCAGGACUCUCUCUCCUUUCUAGGUAGGAAAUCCCAUUGGUGCAUAGGGUUAGCAGCAUCAAGCUUGUGAAAACUCUGACCAAGGUGGAAUGUAGGCCUCAUAGGGUGUUGAGAUGAAAGAACCACAGUUAGCAUCGUCAUCUAAGCAUGGAAAGCCUGGAAAAGCUGCGCCCGGAGCCCUUCUGAGGCCGACACAGACAGCUGGCUGGCCUGGUCUGCAGAGACGAGGAACCUCUUAAGUAGGAAUCUGUAAAGCAGAACAGUUGCUGCUAGAGAGAAAUCAGACUGUUACAGAUAGCAUUAGUGGAACGAGGAACCAGUAUGUGUAGGAGGUGGGAACAAUGUACUAAUAGGGAAGCGGUUUCAGAAAUGAUGUGAGCUACAGGAAGGAAUUCAUCUUCCAGAACUUCUGCCUCAACACUGAAUUAAGAGACCCAAGAUCAAUAAGCUUCUCAGUCCCUUUCCACUUUUAGCUUUCUCCAGAUCUUGAGAGGUCUGUCUAAUAACAAAGGUUAUUCUUGCACACAGGAAAGACAGGCAUUACAGUGACCAAAGUGCUGAAAGGUGAUUUUCAUUAGUUACGAACAUACGGCUGUAAAAGAGAAAUGGUGUCACAAGGAGUGAUACUGCUCAGUCUGCUUCAGUCAAAGGAAAUAUGGGUCAGGGUAGAUACCAUUUUUCCCCAUUUAAACACUGAGAAGCAUCCCUUUGCAUUUACCAGGGCUGGUUUUGUUUAUACAAAUUGGAAAGAGCUGCUUUCUUGGACUCUCUGGUUUAAUGAAACUACUGGCACAUGCUUCCGAAGGUACAGCUAAGAUUAGCUCUUUGCAGCUAGCCCUUCUUAGAACUAGUCACAGAAUAGUAAUAGUAAUAGUGAUAGUCACAGAGGUGAGGGUAUUCAGUCAAGACCAGCAAUUCUAACCCUCUUCUAUACUGGAAACUUAAAAACCCAACUGAAUCAUGUGCCCCUACCCCCUCUCCUUUCCCUCAAACCCACUAAAAUUCUAUUUAAUUGGUCUGGAGUAUAGGCUGGGCAUUAGUUUUUUGCUUGGGAUUAGGAUUUAAAUUGAAGUGAUUCUCAUAGACAGCCAAGUUGAGGGGGACAGCGCCAGUCCUGGGUGCGGCUAAGAAGCUGCCUUUGCAUCCAGGUCCUAGGUAAGGUCCAUGCUGCUGUUCCAGGCUCCACUUUGAGCAGCAAGCAUCUGAUUUUAGGCUUUGAUUGAUCCUGAAUACAUCUCUAUAAAGGAAAACAUGAAUUUUAAGGAUAUAACAGUCACAAAGACUUUCUAGCCACUAAACUAGCAGAGACAGAAUAAGCUUUUAAACUUAUAAGAGGAAAGAACAGUCCUUCAUGGACAAAAGCUUCUACCAUGAACAUUUAUUUUUGUUAAAGCAGAUUAUAAAUUCUCAUCAGUACAAAUAUAUAUAUAUAACUUACAUCUGAUUGUAAGGCCAACAUUCAAAAGUAAAAAUGAGAUGGGAUCUCAUGUUACCCGAGGUCAAGUGGCUGCAACUGGCAAUGGGAUAGUCUCACCAAGGGGGCGGCGGGUGGGGGCACACAAAGCUAAUAAAACCAAGGUCCUCAUCCCCACAAAAUGUGGGAACAAACUUUAAAGGACAAGACCCACAUUACAAACCAACACAGCAACCUACGUUCCCUUCUGUGAAGAUGUCACUAUCACCUUAGUGUUAACGGAUUAACAAGGAAAUUCCAAUGAUAUAUAAAAGAUAAUAUGUAUUCUCUCUAGAGCAUAGACUGAUUCCAUUAAAAUGACAAUAGAAUUUCAGAGGUUUAAAACCAGGACAAUACUGCUUUCAUUUUUUAAAAACAACCUAGUGUCUGUUGGUCAUAAGCAUGAUUGUUGUUGCAAUGGGCUACUUACAAUGAUGGCAAACAAGCUAGGGAUCGAGCCUGCAACGUCCACCCCUUUUUACUUCAAUAAGCAUCGAUAGAUCAAUCUUAUGUACAAUUUCUUACAAAUAACGCCUUUACUUUUGGCAAGAUUACUUACAACUUUUUAAUAUUGAGAACUAUUUAAAAUAUUCUAAAUGCAUAAAAAUAAAAGAUUUUGGCUUUUGA
Heterocephalus glaber (naked mole-rat) is the source of this 6983-nucleotide messenger RNA. Lineage: Eukaryota; Metazoa; Chordata; Mammalia; Rodentia; Bathyergidae. The record is from RefSeq and is a predicted model, not a curated record.